Molecule: messenger RNA, 1582 nt
Organism: Plectropomus leopardus (leopard coralgrouper)
Lineage: Eukaryota; Metazoa; Chordata; Actinopteri; Perciformes; Serranidae
Source: RefSeq, a predicted model, not a curated record
GAUCAAUAACGGCGACCGACUGAUCACUUCACAAUGACGGAAGCUUCAUGUGAUUUCCCGGUCCGCCUGAACGUAACGCAGAACCACCGCAUCGGUGAACUCUGACCCCAGAUUAAUGCCGCCAAAUACGAUCUACGGAAACGAAGCGGAAGUUGUCAUCAGAGCCAACAGCAGCUAGCGGUUUGCUAACAAAGAUCCGAUCAGCCGAGCAUCAGAAGAGCUGAUUAUCGAUUAAUAUCGACCAGGUAUUGGCGGGUGUGCUGUCGGAUCAGACGGUGUGAACACUUCCGGUUCGAGCUGCUGACGAUGUCAGAGGAACAGACGGUGUCUCUGGUCGAUGUUCUGGAGGAAGAUGAGGAGCUGGAGGAGGAAGCUUCAGCCGUGCUGGCAGGAAGUGACUCUGAUCACUGCUCCUACCCUCAGGGCUAUGUGAAGCGUCAGGCUCUGUACGCCUGCAGCACGUGCACUCCAAAGGGCGGAGAGGCAGCAGGAGUCUGUUUGGCCUGUUCAUACAAAUGUCACGAAGGUCACGACCUCUUCGAACUCUACACCAAGAGGAACUUCCGCUGUGACUGUGGAAACAAGAAGUUCACAGAGCUGCAGUGUAAACUGUUUCCUGAGAAGGAGGACGUCAACAGUCUGAACAAAUACAGUCAUAACUUCUUUGGAGUUUACUGCACCUGCAGCCGGCCUUACCCAGACCCAGACGACCAGGUAGAAGACGAGAUGAUUCAGUGUGUGGUGUGUGAGGACUGGCUUCAUGGCAGGCACCUGGGCUGCGUCGUUCCAGACUGUGUGGAGCUGCAGGAGAUGAUCUGUGAGUCCUGUAUGAACAAAAACCCUCUGCUCUGGACCUACGCUGCUCACCUCUCAGUUCCAGGUGUGGCGCAGGUGAAGGAGGAAUCAGCGGCAGAUGAGUCAAACGCCACCAUAGAAGAAAAGGGGGAUGAUGUCAUCGAACCGAGCUGUAAGCGGAGCCGCGAGGAGGCGGAGCCAAGCUGCAGAUUUAAGAAGCUGCAGGCGACGGGUCAGAAAAGAGUCCAAUCAGGCGCCGUGUUUUGGCCAUCAGCGUGGCGCUCCAAACUCUGCUCCUGCGACACCUGUAAGGAGAGUCUGUCUGCAGCCGGUCUGUCCUUCCUGUUGGACGAGUCGGACACCGUCCUCGCCUACGAGAACCAAGGAAAGAACAACGAGCAGAGACAGCAAGGACAUGACCCUCUGAUGUCAGCGCUGGACAACCUGAACCGAGUGCAGCAGCUCGAGAUCAUCCACGGAUACAACGACAUGAAAAGUGAACUGAAGGACUUUCUGCAGAGAUUUGCAGCAGAAGGAAAGGUGGUGACUCCUGAUGACAUCCGUCAGUUCUUCGAGCAGCAGCAGAGUCGAAAGAGACGGCGAGACGAUCCCGGACGCUUUUACUCAACCUGAUGACCUUUGACCUUUGUUGACCUCCUGACGGGGGUUGUCCUCCAUCUUUCACCUUGUUUUAGUUUUUAUCUGCAGUUUAUUUUGAAGCUGUCGAACUUCCUGUUUGUGUUGUUCCCUUUUUAAACUAAUAAAGUGGUUCAGCUGAGGAAUAAUA